This is a messenger RNA of Asterias rubens (European starfish), 2394 nucleotides long. RefSeq names its product RING finger protein 150-like. Bases 256 to 1656 code for a protein of 466 amino acids. Lineage: Eukaryota; Metazoa; Echinodermata; Asteroidea; Forcipulatida; Asteriidae. The record is from RefSeq and is a predicted model, not a curated record. The transcript is spliced from 7 exons.
CCCCGUCCGUCCAGCUAGUUGUUCAGUUCAUGUUCAGUUGUGAUUGAAUCAGAGGUCGGAACUUUGUGAUGUGCCAUUUUUUAACUGAGUGAUACUAAUGAUGUUGUGUGAUAAUUUGUUACCACUCGUUCAUGUCAUAUCGUCGAAACAGUUGCAGGAACACGUCCUAAUCAUUCGUUUGUUGAAGGGUGAAAUUGUGUGAGCAGCAGGCAGGAGUUGUGUGGUAAAUCUACGGGGAUAGUGUGUGGAAACACCAUGGCCGCGUUCACGGGAUUCAACCGACAUCGCACUCGUUUCAUCUCCGUGCCCGGAAAAACAUGGCAACUAAUUUCACAUUCGUACAUCCAGACAGUGGUGAUGUUCAUCUUUGCCUCCAUUAUCCAAUCUUCCUUCGUGGACACUUACGAUUUCUACAGCAGUCAGUCGGAUACAUGGACCACAGCAAUAGUUUCUAUCACAUACCGGGACCCGACAACGGGUAAUGUGACAACGGAAAUGCUGUACCAUCCACAGACUCACAAAGACCCGGGACGAUACAGCUCUGGUCCGGUCAGAGAUGCCCACGGUACGCUGGUCUAUCGGGGUGGUGUACAGGCUCGUGGUUGUGUACCGUAUAAACCAAGCAAGGGCAAGUCGAGCACCCUAAAACAACUACGGCAUGGGCUGCCUUGGAUAGCCCUUGUGAAGAAGGGAAACUGUUCGGACUCGGAAAAGAUUUCACUGGCUGAAAAAUAUAAUGCAACCGGAGUUGUUGUCUUUGACAACAAAGCAGGGGAGGAACUGCAUACAAUACAAAAUUUAGGAAACAUUCCAGCUAUUUUAGUUACAUCAGAAACCGGCCAGCGUAUCGUCACCCUCCUCGAGAACGGCACCAAUGUCCAGCUAGAGUUUGCCGUCGGUUCUAAGAUCAUCAAGAGCGUCCAGAUCAAGAAAUCCUCGGUUCUCUUCGUGUCGGUGUCCUUCAUCGUGUUGAUGAUCAUCUCGCUAGCCUGGCUGGUGUUUUACUACAUUCAGCGCUUCCGGUAUGCACAGGCAAGGGACAGGACACAGAAACGACUAAGCCGUGCUGCCAAGAAAGCAAUUGCCAAACUUCCCUCCAAACAUCUUAAAGAUGGUGAUGACGAAUUAGUGGAUGAUGAUUUCUGCCCUGUGUGUUUAGAAAGUUACAAAGUGUCUGAUUUAGUGCGGGUACUCCCUUGCAAACAUUUUUUUCAUAAAUCCUGUGUGGAUCAGUGGCUUAUCGAGCAUAGAACGUGUCCGAUGUGUAAGCUGAAUAUACUCAAAGCACUUGGCUAUGGGAAGCAGCUGACGAUGCGGGCGAGUGAAGAAGCCCUCUAUGUCUUUGAGCUCGGUCAGAUCAUCUUUAACUCUAGCAUGGACGGGGAGGACUGGAACCUGAGGGCAUCCAGUCUACGAACGUCUCAUCUCACACGAUGGCCAUCGAAUACUCAGCAGAGUGUGCGUGUCAUGGCCGUCACUGACGACGUCCAAUCAGAAGAUAGUCGGUCUGACGAGAGCAGGAAUGGAUCGUCGAGCUCAGAAGGUAUGGACGUCAAAGGUAUCCUUCCUCCUGUGACUACGACGGUAGAGCUUCAUCGGAAUUGCCCCAGCCCUAUAUCCAGCGAUACACCCUGCCUUGGGUCAACCUCAGUCUAGGAUGAGUGCACUCGACUCCUCACUAACCCAGCGUAGUCAAGAGCGCGUUGUUCAUGAAGUUUCCAAGUGCUGUAAAUUAUCUCCAACAGGGCCUUGUCACGCGAGGCAACUUUUACAGGCAACUUGGAGGCAACCAACCUCAGUGCACCCUACAGGAUCACUUUGGUAGCACACAGGUAAUUUUUUUUAAAAAUGUCUUAUGAUCCACAAGAAGAUAAGGUGAACAUUCAAAUGUGAAUGCCCUUUCUUCUUGGAGAUUACCUUGAACUGGUUGCCCGUAAAUUGCCUCGUGUGAUAUGGCCCUAAGAAUGAAAGGCACUGGCAUUUGUAUGCAACAAACUUUUUUGAAUUAAGAUGGACCCUACGGAAUUAUACACAGUCUGGUUUGGGUGUAUACAGACAGAUUUACCCAAACCAAUAGUGUCAUAGUAAUGUGUGCACCAUAUCUCAAAUUGGCUUAUGUUCUGCGUUGUGUUAAGGAUUUCAAUAGGGUGCUGUUUGCAUUCAAUACAAGGGGUCCAUAAGCUCACUGUUGUCACCCAUCACUCAUUUCUAGCCAUGUUUGAGUCGGAUGUGCAGGCCUCAGGCUCUGCUUACCAUAAGUAAAGAAUCAGCGCCUGUGGAAGUAGGGAAUUCCGCGCUUACUUCAAGCGUAUUUGACGGGUUAGUAGGGAAUUUUGGCUUGUGCGCGUGCGUACUCCACGUGACUAGGCAUUCUACGCUUACAAAGCUAGCGCA